Messenger RNA from Gloeophyllum trabeum ATCC 11539, 4168 nucleotides. RefSeq lists its product as uncharacterized. Gene Ontology annotation, biological process: regulation of Rab protein signal transduction. The record is from RefSeq and is a predicted model, not a curated record. Gene Ontology annotation, cellular component: cytoplasmic vesicle. The transcript is spliced from 9 exons. The coding region runs from base 98 to 4168 and encodes 1356 amino acids. NCBI's taxonomy places the organism in Eukaryota, Fungi, Basidiomycota, Agaricomycetes, Gloeophyllales, Gloeophyllaceae.
GCGUACGGUUCAUCUUCUUUUCUCCAAGGGUCGUCGUUCUCGUCCCCGCCCACUGUCCUUUGUCUUUCAUUUCUGCGCGAGCCUUUGCUUGCUGUCGAUGGCUUCGCGCGUACCGUCCUUGCAGGCACCCGCUGUCGCUGCCUCGCCCCAGCCCAGCGAAAAGUUCCUGCGCCAGCGCCAGUCCGACCAGUCGCUGCGCGAGCAGGACGGCAAGAAGGCGUCGCUGUCGCACAAGCCGACCAACGUCAGCGCGCGUUCGACCGCGACCGCUCGCAGCCUCACCAAGGCCGCUGCCGCUGCCGGUGCCGCGGAUCCCAAAAAGGCACCUUCCGCGUCCCCAUCCGCCAACGCGCCCCCUGUACUCAACGUCGUCUCCUCCAACGGCAACACGCUCUUUAAUUCGUCCAGGUUAGUUGAGAAUAUCAAAAGCGACACCGAGCACGAGGAGGCCCUCGUCGCCGACGAGCUUCGCGACUACAUCAACAUCUCCGCUCCUUCCAACUUCACCCGCCCCAGCCCAGACAAGGCCUCGCGUAUACUUGGCAUUCAGCAUCGCAGGAGCAUGGAGCCCAUUCCCGCGUCGACGCGCACUUCAAUCGUCUCCACGCGGUCCGCCAGAGACCCCCCUCCCACCCCCACCCACGUGCCUACUCUCCCCCUCACAUCUCUCUAUGUUGUCUCCGGUCUACCAAAGUCUCCCCAUACCUGGACCUUAUCAGACCCCGACUCCGUCCUGGGCUUGCACCACAGUGAGGGCGCUGUGAACAGGUGGUGGAGGCCUGAGGUCCUGGGCAGCACCGUCACCCCCGGUGCUGGCGGGUCCGCUCCUGUCCCUGGUUCCAGGAAGAAGAGAAAGGGCAAGGAUGCGGAUGGGGUAAAGGGGGCGGGUGCCCUUGGCAAGCAGGAAGUGGGCAAGAUGCUUUCCAAGGCCCUAAAGCUCUCUUUUACCCGGGAGGUCGAAAUUAUAGCAUCUACGUUACAGCCAGCCUCUACUAUUCAUACAUUCACAUUUACUUUACCUGCCCCCUCUACUCCCCUUGCGCCGACUCCGUCCGGCGGACUCCUUCGUUCUUCCGUCUUCAGCUCCAUGACGGAUCCUCGCGCCUCGAACACCGCUCUUUCUUCGUUAUACCCAUAUCAUGCCGAUGACCCCUUUGCGAAUGCCCGGCCUUCGUCGGCAUUCCUAGGACCGCCUUCUAUUAUACCCCCUCCCCACCACGGCGGCGCUGCUGCGUCGGCUGCGGACGACGCAACUGGCACUGGCGCGACCGUCACAUAUCAUGGCGUGUGUCUGACCGUAUGGUCUCACGCGGACGCCGAGCGUACCGCUGCCAUCCGCCGCACUCUCGAAUCAGGCAACGCCAAUUCGAGCAGAUCGCGCAAAGAGUCCGCCCAGUCGCUCGUCGCAGCGCGCCUGAAGUCACUUCGCGCAGACCUCGGCGCCGACCCCACCAUGCAGGCGCGCCGCCGCGCCAAGCGCAGCGCACGGAGCCCGUGGGCGGGCGCGAAUACGGACGGCGAGACCGACAUCGACGGGGACAUGACCGAAGGCGAGGGCGCGAUGAGCGAGAGCGACUUCGAGGUCGCGAGCACCGUGAACGGACACGCCGGCCACGGGCCCGGGGAAAGCACCCUGUUCCUCCCCGGCGACACCGUCUUCUGGCUGCCGUACGCGCUCACUUUGGUGUCGCGGCACCCGAUAUACGACCUCAUGCGGGACUACCUCACGCUCUCGUGGGCGCGGUUCUCCAAGGACGUGCAGUCGCAUACUUUGCAGAUCCACAAGAUCUUGUCGCACCCGGCGCCGAGGCCGGGUGACCUUGUGCGGCUCGACGCCAGCGCGAACUCCAAGAACGACGGCGGUGAGGCUAAUUUGGAGGUCAUCGCCAGGUUCCCCGGUGGCUUGGACUUUGGCAAGGGUCUGGUGGACAUCAAUUUCACCAUGUGGCCGCUGUUCAAGGCUUUGAAUGUGGAUAAUAUCUUGACUAUAUGCGAGAUUGCCCUCGCGCCCACCGGCCGCGUUCUAUUCGUCUCCCGCCAUCCAGCAAUGCUCGGCAUUGCUGUCUCUACCAUCAAAUACCUUGUUGAGCUCCGCGGCUGGAAUGGUAUUGCUCUGCCUGCAGUUCAUUCUCGUGAUGCCAAGAUUUACAUUGAUGAUCCCGGACCAUGGAUCAUUGGUCUUUCCACCGAGGCUCGGUAUAGCGUCCGACCGGCUCCCGACGUUUGUAUUUGUGAUAUAGACAUCAACUACCUGUCCUGCGCAUCCCCUCCUCCGGGCGUAGUUUCCAUGAAGCAGCAGCGUGACAAAUACCGCCAGAAGCUACUUGCCGCCUUUGAACCCCAUUACAUCCCCGACCAUUGCGUCCCCAGCGAGUUCAAAGAGGCCUUCCCCGCCGGCCGCUUCCGCCCUGUAUGCAAGAUCCAGGCCAAGAGGGGCGCUGCUUCCACUGCUGUCGCAGAUACCAUUAAACCUCCUGAAUGGUGGCAUUCGACCAGAAUUAUCCAGGCGUUCGACAGCGUCUUGCAGGACAAGUUCAAGAAGCCGUCCUUGCUGAAACGGAUCAGUUCCUUCGGUUCAGUGAAGCGCCCGCCUAGGUUGUCCACCGCCGAGCUCCAUAUUCAGCUGUCAAUUCGCAAACGUGCCAUGGCCUUCGUCGAUGCCCGUGAUGAUCUGGAGACCAAGAUUGGUCGCUUGUCUCGCAGGCUUAAUUUCUUGAUGACGGAGUCCGAUUUGUGGCGAGACAAGUUCGUGACCUUUGAGCAAUAUGCGGAGAAGCUGAGCGUCGAGGCCAACGACCUGCGCGGAAAGAUCAACAAAGAGCAGAAGGAAACCAAGAGGUUGUCUGGCAUCAUUCACAUGACAGCCGCCGAGAAAGCCAAACUGCAGAACCAGCUGAAAGAAACGGAAGCUGCACAUCAGGAGGCUGUCAGUGAGCUCCAGAAGAUGAAAGAGGCAAUGGAGAAGAUGGAGCAAGAGCGUGCUGCCAUGGUUGCCGAGGUCGAAGCCCAAAUUGAGAAGGCUUUGGCGUCCAUGGCUGCGGGGAUGUACGACGACGACUCGGAUUAUGAUGGGUCCAGGCCCGGCAGUCGCAUGUCGUCUACGUCUGCUUCUGGGCGUCGCUCGAGGCAGGCUGGGGAUGGCUCCAGGACGAGGCAUAUCCGUUCUUUCGGCACGGAAUCCACGUUGGCGGACUUGUCCGAUGGGGACGAUACGUUCGUGAAGUCUGACAGGAAGACAGGGACCAUACAGGAAGACGAGGAAGAAGCUCCCCUCUCGCCCACCAAGAAGAAGAGGUUCUCUGCCACGCUCACAGACCUGCCUCAGGAUGGCAUGACAGCCGUUGACGAGGGAAUCAGUGAGAGGAGUGAUAAGAUAGCCCAGAAGGUACUACAGAUACAGCAGAAGCUGGAGACAGCCUUAGCUGCCGAGUCACGCACGCGAAGGCGAAAGGAGAGAUCUGCAAGUCAAGAUAGCGCAAGCGAUUCGUCGCAUUCGACAGAAGCGGUACCUGCUCGCCCGCAUCGGUCCGCCCGCGCGACUCCGAAACCUGCCAGAAACAAUCGUAUGAGGAGCGGGACCACAUCCUCCACGCAGACCGAUCGUGGUACGACCGCUCCUGACGAUAAGGUCUCAACUGCGACCUUACAGCCGCCAGCGAAAGGCUCGGACCCGGUCGCUGCUGUGAAGUCUAUGGAGGAACAGAGUGCACCUAUCGCUGCCCCUUCCAAGCCCAGCGAACUGCCUAAGCUCAGGAAGAUAUCUUCGGGCGUGUCUCUGAGUGCCAUGAGACCUGCUUCCCCUUCUGCUUUGACACCGUCAACUCCCGCCUUGACCCCUGGUGUUGGAACUACUGACGAUUCGGACACGGACUUCCAGAGCGCUUACUCUGCCAGUCCCCGCGGCAGUUAUGCCGGCCCCAACGGAGAACAAGUUAGCGAAGAAGAAGAGUCAGAACCCACUGAAAACGAUCACGCUGAUGAUUUUGGUGUUGGACCCUUAUCCGAUCUGCCAAAAGCCAAAGGCAAGUUCAGGUCAAGGCGACGGGUAUCGAGUUCUGCGACGGCCAGAAUUCCGGCGGACCAACCCAGCCCGACCUUGACGGAAGACACGAUUGUGUCACCUCGGCGUAUCUCUGCGGUAGCUGUGGAGGUCGGCGGUCACCGCUAA